This is a messenger RNA of Amoebophrya sp. A25, 2180 nucleotides long. NCBI's taxonomy places the organism in Eukaryota, Dinophyceae, Syndiniales, Amoebophryaceae. The record is from the annotation of a GenBank genome assembly.
AUGAACCCGAGCCAAAAGGAAGCGGUUGGGCAAAUCUUCGAGACGGGUGUGGGGCUCAUGCAGGGUCCACCUGGGACGGGGAAAACUACAGUUUCCACUGAGGCGAUCCACAUGAUCUACAAGAAGACCGAUGCCGUGAUCCUCAUCGUGGCUUACACCAACCAUGCUCUAGACCAGCUCCUCGAGAAGUUGAUGAAAAAGGGCGUCAAAGAGAUCGUGCGUGUAUUAAGGCUUCCCCUAAUCCAUCUUCUGAAGCAUCGCAGACUUGUCCCACAAGGGGGAAAUAGGUCUAAGAUGAAUCUUGCGAUGGAUAAGGGUGAGCACUAAGUGUAGGUGGAAGGACCAAAUCCACGAUGCUCAAGCCCUUACAGCUGAACGAAAUGGCGAGAAACGGCACGACCUCUCCGUCAUCGUCUGGCAUAGUGGGAGGCGUCACCGGAGUCGGGAAAACAAGUCAAGUUGCAAUGAGACGGCGGGCAGCAAAAUUGUACGAAAAACGUGAAGAGGCUCAGGCGAAGAAAUACGAUGGAAUGGGCGACCUUCGAGAUACCGAUUUGAGCUACGGCGCGCACAAAUGGGACUUGCUUGAGCCGUUUCUGGAGGAGCGCGAGCCUGAAAUUUUCGAGGAAUUGGAGACUGCGGCAGGUGUCGGCGAGGACGGCUUUGAAGUCGUCGGCAAAGAGGGAAAGCGGCUGCCGCGUCACUACAAGUGGCACUUGUGGCGUAAAGGUCUCUCGCAUCCGGGAACAGGAGUUCAUGAUGCGUUGCCGGCAUCUAGUGUGUGGAAGAAAAGCUUCGCUGAGCGCGAAGCGCUAAUGCGUGACUGGAGUUACGAGCUUUUUCGCGAGAGCCGUGAGAGCGUGGCAGAGGGACUUGUGGAAGAGCGUGAUGCCUCGGCAGCACUUAGUCGGCUGCACGAUGAGCCCAAGAUUCCGCUAUUGAAGGGGGCGCGUGUCAUCGGCUGCACCACGACGGGCUGCACCAAGUACGCUUCAUUGCUAGCGAGCGUGAAGGCCAAGGUCUUGGUCACAGAGGAGUCUGGCGAGCUGCUGGAGGCACACACUCUGGCCUGUCUCGGACCCACCGUGCAGCACCUGAUCAAGAUCGGCGAUCAUAAGCAGCUAAGACCAAAAAUCGAGAACCAUGCGCUUUCUGUCGUGUCCGGCAACGGCCACGACCUGAACCGUUCCAUGUUCGAGCGUUUGGUGCUCAGCGGGCACGAGCACUCGAUGUUGCAAGAGCAACACCGCAUGCACCCAGAAAUCUCUCGCAUGAUCAUGGAUCUCAACGUCUAUCCUGAGCUAAAGAAUCACCCAAAAACCGAAAGCCGUCCAAUCCUGCGUGGGGUGUCUCAGCGCGUCACGUUUAUCGACCAUCGUGAGCUGGAGAAGCAGAAAAAUUGGAAGGUCCAGCAUGACGAGGGGAGGAGCAACCCCUACGAAGCGGAGCUCGCCGCGUACGUGGCUCGGUACUUUACGCAGCAGUCCUACGACGAGAACUCCAUCACAGUGCUCACGCCUUACUUGGGUCAGGUCGUGGAGCUCCAGAAGCAACUCGUCAAAGUCCUUGACGUUCCGAUCGACAUCAAUGAGCGGGACCUGAAAGACCUGGACGCCGCAGGACAAGAGCAGCCUGACAACAAAGAGGCGGCUGUUGACAACAAAGAGGAGAAUAGCAAGAAAAAGAACAACUCUAGCAAAGUGCGUCUGCCUGGCCCGCCCGUCGGCGACUCUGAGCGCAAGGUGCGCGUUAGCACCAUUGACAACUACCAGGGUGAGGAGAAUCACAUUGUGAUCAUCUCGCUUGUGCGCAGCAACGAAGACAACGUGAUUGGCUUUCUGAAGGAGCCAGAGCGGCUCACGGUUUUGUUGACUCGUGCACAGGAAGGGAUCGUGAUUAUCGGCAACGGCCAUUGUCUCCGCAACGCGAAAAACCGCGAUGCAGCGCAAAUGUGGGAGAAGCUGCUCGCCGGGCUUGAAGCCCGCAAUGAACUUCACAAGGGACUUCCAGUCAAGUGCGCACGCCAUUCGCGCGGAGCAUUGCUGUGCACCCCCGUGGAUUUCCAGAGUUACGCGCCCAAUGGCGGAUGCACCUUCGAGUGCGGCCACAAGCUUCCGUGUGGUCAUCACUGUCCGCUUCGCUGCCACAGUUUCGGCCCCGGACACGAAAAUGUGCGGUGC